AUGGCAAACGAGGCAAACUACAGCUCUACCCAGCACAUGGACCCUAGUCCGCCAAUCGAGAAGGAUUUCAACAAUGACUUUAACAGCCACAUUGGCAACGAUAUUGACAGUGAGACGGCGCUGCACAGAAUUCGUACGGCUGGCAGCAUCUCCAUCUCACCCGAGCUGUUCGAGAAGAUGUACCUGUCUCCUCAGAACAAGGUCGCUGGUGAAUUGAGAAAGACCUUUGGUAACCCUACACCACUUUGCAUGUUGAUGGGAUGGAGAGGUGCUUCAAACACUGGCGCCUCUGAUGUCGGUGCUUAUUUCUUCUUUGGUGGUCUGUUGAUGAUUCUUGGUUCCAUCGGCGAGUGGUUGAUCGGCAACACAUUCCCCUUCGUCGUCUUCGGCUCAUUCGGUGCUUUCUGGUUGACCUUUGCUGCUACCCUUCAACCAUUCUACAAUGCAUACGGUGCCUUUUCAGCCGAUGCCGCCGCUCCUGGUGAAGGGUUACAAACUGUCGCAUUCAAUGCCAGCUUCUUCCUCGUCUUCAUGGGCGUGUUGUGCCUCUUGUACUUCAUCUGCUCACUCCGCACCAACGUCGUCUUCGCCAUGAUCUUCUUCACCCUCGUCCUCGCCUUUGGUUGCUUGACCGGCGCUUACUGGAAUCUUGCCCUUGCCUACGGUCACGCUCAAGGCUCGGCCGCAUUUGCCGCUCAUGGCGCUACCGCCACGAAGUGUCUUGUUGCUGCCGGAGCACUCACCUUCGUCACCGACAUGUGUGGCUGGUGGAUCUUCUUUGCCAUCAUGCUCGCCGCUCUUGACUUCCCCUUCCAGCUUCCCGUUGGCGACCUCAGCACUUUCAUCAAGGGUGCUAGCGACAGGAAGAAGGCCAAGGAGGAGAAGGAGAGAUACUCGGCAUAG
Molecule: messenger RNA, 903 nt
Organism: Aureobasidium vineae
Lineage: Eukaryota; Fungi; Ascomycota; Dothideomycetes; Dothideales; Saccotheciaceae
Source: the annotation of a GenBank genome assembly